AUGCGUGCCCUUCACUUUGGAUCGUUUAUACUCUCCGCCCUGAGGCUUGCCAACUCGGCAGUUACGGCAGAUCCCCCGACACUGAAGCUGCCAUGGGGAACCUACGAAGGACGACCGUUCCCUGAUGAUAGCAAUAUCUACCUCUUCGAGAAUGUACGCUUCGGCAGCAUCCCCGAACGCUUUAGCGCGCCACAAGCCCCAUCGUGGACAAACUCAUCCGUCCAGCCCCCUUCUCUCGGGCGAAACUGCAUCCCGAUCGACCCCAAGCGCCUCGAGAGCCCGGUCGGUGGUGAAACGCCCAUCACCGACCCGGGCGAUGCCAGUGACAAGGUAGGCGAGGACUGCCUCUUCCUCGACUUGUACGUCCCCAAGCAGGCCCUGGCUAGGAGUUCCAGUGCCGCACCAGCUCCCGUCGUCGUCUGGCUCUAUGGCGGCGCCUUUGCAUAUGGCAGCAAGAACCAGCUUGGCCCACUGUACACGGGCCGGGCGAUCCUGUCAAAGAGCAAAUACCAGACUAUCUUUGUCGCGGGGAACUAUCGACUUGGAGCAUUCGGUUGGCUGGCAGGCGACUACAUGCAGAAGACCGCGCAGCCGAAUGCCGGCCUCUAUGACCAGGCGCUGCUCUUUGACUGGGUGCAGGAGCACAUCGGCAAGGUCAACGGGGACAAGUCCCAGAUCUCUGCCUUUGGCGAGUCAGCGGGAGCCAGCUCCAUCCUGCACCAUGUCAUCCGAGAUGACGGUAAGAAGGACCCCGUCUUCAGCAGAAUCGCCGUACAGAGUCCUGCAUUUGAGUGGGCGUGGGAUAACAGGGGCGGCGGCAAGCUGGACAAGACCUACAAGACGUUCUCUGCACUUGCUGGCUGUGGCGAGACGUUUGACAUCGCCUGCCUUAGGAAGUCAACAAAUCUCACCGCGGCGAAUCAAGCCUUGUUUGCAAAUGUCAGGCAAACAGGUCUCUUCCCUGUAGGGCCCUCCGUGGAUGGGAAAUGGGUCAAGACCAUACCAACUAUCGCCUUUUCCCAAGGACACUACUCCAAGAAGGUCAGUUCUGCCAUUAUCUCCCACACGUGGAAUGAGCAGUACAGCUUCACUCCCAAAUACGUCAACUCCGAAGAAACCUUCAACACAUUCCUCGGCCUCUUCCUCCCUGGAGACGACCUUGCCGCCCAGAGACAGAAGAUCCGUACUCAAUACGACUGCCGGAAGGACUACGACAAUAAUUGGAAGAGAUGUAUAGGCGUCGUGAUCCGCGAUGCCUCCUUCACCUGCAACACCCGCGACCUCUUCUCCGCCUACCCUGGCAAAUCCUACAUGCUGCGCUACGCCUUCCCUCUCAAGGAGGUCGCCGUCCACGCCAGCGACCUGAUUGCGCUCUUUGCCAACUCGCAGGCCGAGGCCAAGACCUUGCUCCUCAAGAGCACGGACCAGAUCAAUGACUUCUUUGCGGGCAUCUACGCCGACCGGCUCGUGAACUCGGGCAUCUCCGGGGCAUACCAGACGUACCUCGCGUCCUUUGCCAUGUCGGGUGACCCAAAUACGCUGGGCCACCCGGGUGUAUAUGGCGAUCCGUCGCCGACUUGGCCCAAAGCUGACAGUUCGGGGGAUGCUAUCAAGGAUGUUUUGUCGGUGCAGAUGCCGAGUGGUCAGGCGGCGUUCACGUUCAUCACGGACGACCAGAACACGAAGUCUGCGUGUGCUUUCUGGACAAAUCUAGCACGGGAGAUUAUUCUCGCUCAGAGAAAGAAUACGGACGAAGAGGGACGCGAUGAGCUCUAA
This is a messenger RNA of Clonostachys byssicola, 1776 nucleotides long. NCBI's taxonomy places the organism in Eukaryota, Fungi, Ascomycota, Sordariomycetes, Hypocreales, Bionectriaceae. The record is from the annotation of a GenBank genome assembly.